This is a messenger RNA of Puccinia graminis f. sp. tritici CRL 75-36-700-3, 648 nucleotides long. RefSeq lists its product as uncharacterized. NCBI's taxonomy places the organism in Eukaryota, Fungi, Basidiomycota, Pucciniomycetes, Pucciniales, Pucciniaceae. The record is from RefSeq and is a predicted model, not a curated record. The transcript has 3 exons. Bases 1 to 648 code for a protein of 215 amino acids.
AUGCACCCUAAUACAGACGAGCAAGAUGUGUCUAUCACAAGCGCUGAUGGCAACAAGACCACCAUAGAUGAGCCCAUCACCGAUCAAGGCACGUCUUCUAGUAAAAAAAUUUUCUCCGUUCCUUUUGUUUAUUUGGAUCGCAAUCUUGCCACAGGGACUCCCGGCGAGGCGCACGGGUUUACUCACGAACAUGGCAACCAGUCCACCAACCAUAAUGAGCAAGUUGCGUCAGCUGGAGGAACCGCGGUCGAGGCGGAUGAGCUCUUUACCGAUGAAGAGCUUGCAGAUGUCUUCAGAGUGUUGUUCCACCCGGGCGGCAGCGCAGGUAUCUUUCGAUGUUCAUUAACGCCCGGCAAGAUCGACCAAGUGAUUCAAGAAUUGGUUGCGACCUACGACUUUACUUCCCCUUUCAACAUGCACUACAUCGAUACUCCCGAGGGCAAGAUGCCGGCCGACUACAUCCUUGAAAUGAUGCUCAAACAAUGGCAGGCCACCGGAUAUUUUAGUCGAUGGAAAUAUUAUUAUCCCGAUUACCUCGCUUUUUCAAGCAUGGAAUAUGACAAUGACAACUUUAAAGCACUUGUUGGCUUCAUCGCAGGCACAGAGUCUGACAAUUGGACCUGGACCAUCAUCCACCAGGCUUAUUAG